UCUUCCCCCUCCUUCCCCAGUACUACGAAAUGUCGUACGGUUUGAAUAUUGAAAUGCACAAACAGACAGAAAUUGCUAAAAGACUGAACACGAUUUUAGCCCAGAUCAUGCCUUUUCUGUCACAAGAGCACCAACAGCAGGUGGCCCAGGCUGUUGAGCGUGCCAAGCAAGUGACAAUGACGGAGUUGAAUGCUAUCAUCGGGCAGCAGCAGCUCCAGGCCCAGCACCUCUCCCACGCCGCCCACGGGCCCCCGGUCCAGCUGCCGCCGCACCCCUCGGGGCUCCAGCCGCCCGCCCCUUUUUCCAGCGCUCCCCUUGCAGAGUUCCAUCCUUUUUUCCCGUUCCCAAGGCAAUUCCAAGGCCACACGGACGGGGCCAGCUGCAUAGACAUCUCCCACGACGGUACGAAGCUGUGGACGGGGGGCCUGGACAACACGGUGCGAUCCUGGGACCUGCGGGAAGGGCGGCAGCUGCAGCAGCACGACUUCACCUCCCAGAUCUUCUCUCUGGGGUACUGCCCCACGGGCGAGUGGCUGGCAGUGGGCAUGGAGAGCAGCAACGUGGAGGUGCUGCACCACACCAAACCCGACAAGUACCAGCUGCACCUGCACGAGAGCUGCGUCCUCUCCCUCAAAUUCGCCUACUGCGGGAAGUGGUUUGUGAGCACCGGGAAGGACAACCUGCUCAACGCCUGGAGGACGCCCUACGGAGCCAGCAUCUUCCAGUCCAAGGAAUCCUCGUCCGUGCUGAGCUGCGACAUCUCUGCGGAUGACAAAUACAUCGUCACGGGCUCUGGGGACAAGAAGGCCACGGUCUACGAGGUCAUCUACUGAGCCUGGGAAUUCCAGCCCUCGGGAACGCUCCGGGAACGCCCAGGGGAGGCCCCGGGCCCGGCCCAGCUCCGCCCGGCACCCGCCACACCUGGAUUUAUUUGGAGAUCUGCAGCAGCUCUGGCACACACGGAAGCCCUAAAAAGGAUUUUUAUUUGGUUUUAAGGUUUUUUGGGGGUUCCUUUUGAUUUUUUUUUUUUGUUGUUGUUGUUGUUUUCCGGUUCUUUCCGUCUGGCUUUGGUGGCACUAUAAAGGACUCCUUUUUUAUUGGGACUUCUAUUUUUUUUUGGUUUUUUUUUUUUGUGCAUCCCGCAUAAGACUUGUGAAAAAUGUAAAUACUGGACUAGGAAAUAGCGUGGGAAGGGGGGAACCCUCCCAGUACACUUA
Molecule: messenger RNA, 1217 nt
Organism: Cyanistes caeruleus (blue tit)
Lineage: Eukaryota; Metazoa; Chordata; Aves; Passeriformes; Paridae
Source: RefSeq, a predicted model, not a curated record